Messenger RNA from Salmo salar (Atlantic salmon), 1003 nucleotides. The record is from RefSeq and is a predicted model, not a curated record. Lineage: Eukaryota; Metazoa; Chordata; Actinopteri; Salmoniformes; Salmonidae.
UAAUAUAGACAGUGGAGCAUGUCUCUAAUCCUAAACACAGACCAUGGUGGCGUAGUCAUUGAACUCACAUAGCUUUCUGUGUCGUCACAAUGGAUUCUAAAAACAACAUUGCCACUCCACACUGGUGACGUGAGGGCCCAAACUCCUGGCUAUUGUCCUGUUCUCACUAGCUCUGAGGUGUCCUUCUUGUUCAACAUCUAAUUGUGACAGCAGCCCUUUUCAGACUGACUGGUCAUUUACUGCCAAAAAAUACAGAAUCCAGGAUAAAAUACUGUGGCUUUGGACUUUCUAUUUUUAUCUACUGAUUUGCAGUUCACUCCUGUGAUCUCGUCGCCAGCCGCCAGAGUCCCCUCCAGAGCAGCAGGGGUGUUGUCAAAGACCUGACAGAGAUCCCAGUUACAGAGAUGGUCAGCGCUAUCCUGGACCUUGGGACGUCCCACCCUUACCUUAACCCCUAUAUAUGCCUGCAGUCAUAUAUCUUAGUGAUGUCACUGCCAACGUCAUUACCUUCUACUCAUGAGACCAAACCCAUGCCUACACAGCUACAUAAACAAGAGUUUCAGAGGUUCCAGAUCGACCUGGGCUGUGAUGAAGAUGACCUGGCACUGCACUUUAACCCACGCUUCAAUGAUGACACUGAUGGUACUGUGCUCGUGUGCAACUCAAAGAUUGCCGGCUGCUGGGGUGAUGAGAAGAGAGUGAUCCACAAUCUCCUCCAAAGGAGUUCUACAUUCAAGAUUGUGCUGAAGCUGAUGGGCGACAUGUUUGAAGUGGAGAUGCCUGAUGGACAGGAGAUCUAGUUCCCCAAUCGUGAAGGCCUAGACGUCAUUACCUACAUUCGUAUCAAAGGAGACCUCAAACUUACUUCUUUCAAAAUCUACUAGUCCCCAAUAUAUGAGGGGUGAUUUAGUUAGAUCAAUGGGUUAGGACAGGAGCAAUGACAUUUAUCAAAUCAUUGUUGUAAUAUAUGUAUUAGUGAACUGUUGGACAUAUUAAAUAUGUA